Messenger RNA from Mangifera indica (mango), 796 nucleotides. RefSeq names its product cytochrome b5-like. NCBI's taxonomy places the organism in Eukaryota, Viridiplantae, Streptophyta, Magnoliopsida, Sapindales, Anacardiaceae. Bases 201 to 596 code for a protein of 131 amino acids. The transcript is spliced from 4 exons. Gene Ontology annotation, cellular component: membrane; intracellular membrane-bounded organelle. Gene Ontology annotation, molecular function: heme binding. The record is from RefSeq and is a predicted model, not a curated record.
AUUAUAAGCUUAAUAAUAUUUAUAAUUUUGGUCACAACAAAUUAACGAAGACUCGCACCGCUUAAAAUGUCAACGAAGGAAAGUUUAAGAUAAAUCAGACAAGAAGCGGAUAUCGGCGCUCUUCUCCAUCUCCUGAUCUCGUGUUUUUAAAUAGGUGUGUGAGGGUUUGACCUUAACAGCACCAGCCUGUGAUUGCAGAAAUGGCUAGAGUUAUUAAGUUCGAAGAGGUAGCAAAGCACAAAGAGAGGAACAAUUGUUGGCUUGCAAUCUUUGGAAAGGUGUAUGAUGUGACUUCAUUUCUUGAAGAUCAUCCUGGGGGUGAUGAAGUCUUGCUAGCUGCUACUGAGAAGGAUGCAACGGAUGACUUUGAAGAUGUGGGACACAGCGACUCUGCAAAAGAGAUGAUGGAAAAAUACUAUAUUGGUGACCUUGAUAGCACCACUGUUCCACCAAAACAGAAGUACAAGCCACCUCAGCAAGUAGCGCAGAGACCUGGUAACUCUGAAUUUGUAUCGAAGGUUAUGCAAUUCCUUGUACCACUGUUGGUCAUGGGUAUAGCAUUUGCCUUGCGAUUCUUUGCCAAGAAGGAAGACUAGUUGGAUGAUGCUAUGGAGUUGUGAAAGUUAGCCGAUGUUUCAGGAUUGAUCUUAUAUAGUAUGUUUGUAUCUUUGAUUUCUAAUAACGAUGGCUUGGUUAAUAUAUUAAACUAGGAAGAAAAACAAGCUUCAGACAGAAGCAGCAAAAGUUCAUGAGACUUGGAUCUACAGUAAUUAAAUAAUACAUUGUUUUGAUAUAA